AUGUUAUGCCCACUACCAAAAACCAGCGUUAAUGUGGCUCGCUAUCCGAAAUUUACGGAGCACUUAGCUUGGGCAGUCGACUACAAGAGAGAAGGAGCACGCCUGCAAGAAUAUGAUGAAUUCUGGCCAGUGCGAUGGUCGAGACAUUUCGUGUAUGGCGCGAAGGAAGGAGCUGUAGCUUCUUCCUUACCAGGUCCAGAUAGUAGCGAUGAACUAUAUGAUAAAUGGAGGCCUCCACCUUUACUUAUUUCAUUGCCAGUUAUUGGCACGGUAAGGUUUUCAUGA
Strongylus vulgaris is the source of this 285-nucleotide messenger RNA. The record is from the annotation of a GenBank genome assembly. Lineage: Eukaryota; Metazoa; Nematoda; Chromadorea; Rhabditida; Strongylidae.